Molecule: messenger RNA, 4309 nt
Organism: Syngnathus typhle (broad-nosed pipefish)
Lineage: Eukaryota; Metazoa; Chordata; Actinopteri; Syngnathiformes; Syngnathidae
Product: papilin-like
Exons: 22
Coding region: 179-4192 (1337 amino acids)
Biological process (GO): extracellular matrix organization
Cellular component (GO): extracellular matrix
Molecular function (GO): serine-type endopeptidase inhibitor activity; metalloendopeptidase activity
Source: RefSeq, a predicted model, not a curated record
GUCCCCCCACACCCCCGCCCUCCCUCCGUCCUUCCUCAUCACCUCUUCAUCCCACUCCCCCAGUAUAUAUGAGGGCAACGCGGCUCUUUUGGGACUCAUCUGGCGGACUGAGUCCAGCUACAGGGAACCUUCGGAACCAGACUGAUUUUGACUGCGCCGAGCCCGGGAAUUCUCGACAAUGAUGCUGCCUCUGUUGCUCCUCCAGCUGGUCCUGGCUCCAGCCCUAUUGGUGUCCGCUGAGGACUACUGGGAGGGGUGGGGUGCAUACGGACCAUGCAGUCGGACCUGCGGCGGUGGUGUGAUGGUCAGAAGCAGACGCUGUAUCACCCACAGAAACGACGGAGGCUACAACUGUGUUGGACCUGACAAGUCUUACCUGGCCUGUAACACUCAGGAGUGUCCCGCGGGAACUAAGGAUUACCGUGAGGAGCAGUGCGCCCAGUUCGAUGGGACUGACUUCAAGGGGUCACGUUACAGCUGGAUGCCUUAUUACGGAGCCGAGAACCCCUGCGAGCUGAACUGCGUGCCAAAGGGAGAGAACUUUGUCUACCGCCACAGUGCCACCGUUAAGGACGGAACACCUUGCCAUCCCGGACGCCUUGACGUUUGUGUGGAGGGAGUCUGCAGGCGCAUAGGCUGCGACAACAAACUGGACUCCAACAUGCAGGAGGACCCCUGCCUGCAGUGCGGAGGCCAAGGACAGACCUGCUCACUGGUCAGGAACACCUUCAACACGCAGCGUCUUGCUCCCGGUUACAACCCGAUGUUCACCAUCCCCGCUGGAGCCACCUCCAUCAGCAUUAGAGAGAAACACCCUUCACGCAAUUACCUCGCUGUCAGGAACCUGCAAGGAGAUUACUACCUGAACGGUCACUGGUCCCUGGAGUUCACCAGUGCUGCCCAAAUUGCCGGCACCAAGCUGUACUACCAACGAGGCGUAGAGGGCGACAACCUUCCCGAGUCCAUCAUCGGCCGCGGACCCACCACCGAGCCCCUCGUCGUGGAGCUGAUCAGCCAGGAGCCCAACCAGGGUGUGGAGUACGAGUACUACCUUCCCGUGGGACACCCCACAGAGGGAUACGCCUGGAGCUUCGGAUCUUGGUCCGCCUGCAGCAAAGAGUGCGGAAUUGGCUACCAGUCCAGAGCCGUCUACUGCUCCAUCGACAACGAGGCCGUGCCCGACCACCUGUGCCCGUACUAUGCCCGACCCGAGAGCAACAGAACCUGCAACCCUCAGGCCUGCCCUGUCACCUACGCCUGGAGAACCAGCGAGUGGACCGACUGCGACGUGGCAUGCGGAGGCGGAUUCCAGUAUCGCGGCGUGGACUGUCUCUACAAUGACGAGUCGGGACCCCGCGUGGUCGAGGACGCCUACUGCGCUCAGUACACUCAGGCACCCACUGACCAGCAGAAAUGCAACAUGCAGCGCUGCACCGACCACCCCGCAAGUGCGAUCAUUUCCUACAUCCCCUCUGAGAACGCCGUUCAGUGCCGCACCACCACCCACGGGUGCUGCUACGACCGCACCACCCCUGCUGCCGGGCCCAAUGGAGAGGGCUGCCGUGACCCACCCGCACCUUUCGAGCGCUCCAUCUGCUCGCUGCCUAAGGCCGCUGGAUCCUGCUCCAGCUGGACGGCGCGCUACUUCUUUGAUGUUCUAAGCGGCAAGUGUACCGAGUUCUGGUACGGAGGCUGCCACGGCAACAGCAAUCACUUUGCAACACAGGAGGAGUGCCACAGGGUCUGCCACGAGCCUAAUGGCAGAGCAAAUGGCAAUGGAAAUGGCAAUGGCAAUGGAAACGGAAAUGGAGAUGGUAACGGUAACGGUCACGCCAAUGGAAAUGGCAAUGGUAAUGGCCGCACCAAUGGAAAUGGCAACGGCCAUACCAACGGAAACGGAAAUGGUAACGGUUACACAAACGGAAACGGUAACGGCCGCUCAAAUGGAAAUGGCAACGGUAAUGGCCGCACCAACGGAAAUGGUAACGGCCACACCAACGGAAAUGGCAAUGGUAAUGGUUACUCAAACGGCAAUGGAAACGGUAACGGCCACCCCAACGGCAAUGGCAAUGCUUACGGUUACUCAAACGGCAAUGGAAACGGUAACGGCCACCCCAACGGAAAUGGAAAUGGUAACGCCCACCCCAACGGCAAUGGUGACAGUUCGUCAAACGGCAAUGGAAACGGUAACGGCCACCCCAACGGCAAUGGAAACGGUAACGGCCACCCCAAUGGCAACGGUAAUGGUUACUCGAACGGCAAUGGAAACGGUAACGGCCGCACCAACGGCAAUGGAAACGGUAAUGGCCGCCCCAACGGCAAUGGCAAUGGUAACGGUUACUCAAACGGCAAUGGAAACGGUAACGGCCACCCCAACGGCAAUGGAAACGGUAACGGCCACCCCAACGGCAAUGGCAAUGGAAACGGUAACGGCCACCCCAACGGCAAUGGAAACGGUAAUGGCCACCCCAACGGCAAUGGCAAUGGAAACGGUAACGGCCACCCCAACGGCAAUGGAAACGGUAACGGCCACCCCAACGGCAAUGGCAAUGGAAACGGUAACGGCCACCCCAACGGCAAUGGGAACGGUAACGGCCACCCCAACGGCAACGGUAAUGGUUACUCAAAUGGCAAUGGAAACGGUAACGGCCGCAACAACGGCAAUGGAAAUGGUAACGGCCGCCCCAACGGCAAUGGUAACGGUUACUCAAAUGGUAACGGCCGCCCCAAUGGCAACGGUAACGGGCACACCAACGGAAAUGGCAACGGUCGCUCCAACGGAAAUGGAAACGGUAACGGCCGCAACGGUAAUGGAAACGGAAAUGGAAACGGUAAUGGAAAUGGUUACCCAAACGGUAACGGAAAUGGCCGCUCCAACGGAUAUGGACAGCGGGCCAAUGGAAAUGGAAACGGCAACGGAAAUGGUGAGGACUACAACGGAAAUGGAAACGGAAACGGUGGAAACGGCCACUACAACGGAAAGGGCAAUGGCCGCUCCAAUGGCCACACCCAGAGGGUAGCAUCCAGCGUGGCCGACUCUGCCCACAAGGCCCGCCUCGUCUUGAAGGCCCGCAGGCCUUACUUUGUCACCGUGAAAAAGCACCUUAUCCCCGCGGCCAGUUUGACUUUGCCAGCCCAGGUCAAGAUUGACCAGUCGGACCCGUCCGCCGUAGAGGCCCUGGCGGGCCAGACGGUGGUGCUGCCCUGCAGAGUCAGCCCGCCGCCCAGUUCCACCGUGGCGCUCCAGUGGAGCAAGGACGGAGCCGCAUUGACAUCACGCAGACAUCAACAGCAGCCAAACGGUUCGCUGCUGCUCGGCCCCGUCAGCAAGUCGGACGAAGGCUGGUUCUUGUGUGUGGCCACCAAGGAGCAGGAAAGAGACCACCGCUACGUUUACCUGACUGUCUCAGAGGGAGCGUCCCGGCCGCAGCCCACCCCCUUGCCGACGGACGAACUUUCGCCAGGGUUCACCCUGGAGCGCUCGGCCCCAUCCUUGCUGGAGGUGCGAGCGGGACAGGCGGCCCGACUGCCGUGCACCGUCGUACCCGCAACCUCACUCAGACACGUCAGCAUACAAUGGAGCCGAGACGGACGCGCACUCAGCGACUCCAGGUUUGUCCAGCAGUUAGAUGGCACACUGCUCAUUGAGUCGCUUCGGACGGACGACGCCGGUGUGUACACUUGCUCCGCCUCCACGCAGCAUCAGCUGGAACAGAGACGCGUACAUCUCAGAGUUCAAGCUGCCUUGCGGAUCACCAAAGCUCCCGACAAUAUCCAAGUACCUGAAGGCAGCACGGCACUGCUACCCUGCGUGGCGUCGGGAGUCGACGUAAGCAUCGGCUGGUCCAGGAACGGCGUCCCAGUGCGUCCGGACGGACGUAAGGUCCAGGUGUCUGCCGACGGGAGCCUGAUCCUCAACAAUGUGCAGGCAUCCGACGAGGGCACCUACACGUGCAACGCCUACGCCGGCAUCUACUCGGACAGCGCCUCGGCUGACGUGCGCCUCCUCAAAAAUGCGCAAACAGGCGGGGUUAUGACAUCACCAUCGGGGACGCCAUGCUUGGACCAGCCCGAACUGGCCAACUGCGAGCUGGUGGUCUACGCCCGGCUGUGCGCCAACCAGUACUACGCUGCCUUCUGUUGUGCCAGCUGUGCCCGCCAAGCACGCAGCGGUGACAGGUUAGCUCGGUGACGCUACACAGGGCGUGUCACCUUUCCAAUGUUGUCGUCGUGACGAUGUUUUCUUGUCAUUUCAUCAUAAUGUUUUAUUUUUAAAAUGUUCACAAUAAAACCAAUACGUUCACAAUGA